GUAUCUCUCAGAUCGCACCUCUAUUCAUCUAAGAAAUGGAAUCCCAGAUCAAACAUGCUGUGGUGGUCAAAGUAAUGGGCCGAACUGGAUCGAGAGGGCAGGUGACUCAAGUGAGAGUCAAGUUUCUCGACGAUCAGAAUCGUUACAUCAUGAGGAAUGUCAAGGGACCUGUAAGGGAAGGUGACAUUCUUACCCUUCUGGAGUCUGAGAGAGAAGCAAGGAGAUUGCGUUGAGGACAUCGUCCCGAUCUUGGUUCUCUGUGUUGCAGCUACUGGUGAUUUGAUUAUCCUUCUCAUUACACACUCUAGAUAUAGAAUGAUGUCUCUUAUCAAUUUUCCCUCUCUUGGUUACUAGCAUGUUAUCUCAGUUCGAUUCUAGGGUAGAAUGUUUGAACUUUAUUUGGAUUGUCAAACAAUUUUAGUAUUCUAAUUUAGGGUGUCUACGCAAAGGGCCUUGUUUAUUUGGACUUUUCAUUUGUAUUAAAUUACUGGUUGAAAAAUUUGGAUUUUUGAAGA
Molecule: messenger RNA, 515 nt
Organism: Cucurbita maxima (winter squash)
Lineage: Eukaryota; Viridiplantae; Streptophyta; Magnoliopsida; Cucurbitales; Cucurbitaceae
Product: 40S ribosomal protein S28-1
Exons: 1
Coding region: 36-233 (65 amino acids)
Biological process (GO): translation; ribosomal small subunit assembly; maturation of SSU-rRNA
Cellular component (GO): ribosome; cytosolic small ribosomal subunit
Molecular function (GO): structural constituent of ribosome
Source: RefSeq, a predicted model, not a curated record